ACCGUUUCUCUCGGAUCGAAAUGUGACCGAACUGUUUUGUAAUCCCAUCGUCCAAAACAUUGUACAAAUUUAAAACGCGAAAAUUCCGUAUAAUUGAGUGCAUUUUACAAGAGAAAAAUGUUGAAAAUUCCUUCCGGUGCCCGGCUGCUGUCGGAGAUCGUGAAAAACGUCACCACAUACCAGUCGGCGGCGCGCUGGUACUGCGUUGCGGGGACGGAGGGCUCCAAAUCAUUUCUCUCGUAUGACAAAGAUCCAGGGCCGAUGUUUAUGCGCGAUGAUGUUCAAAAGUUGCUGAAGUCGAUGACCCGCAUGGAGCUAGAUCGGGUCUUUCGGAAGCGAUCGGUCAAGGAUAACACCGUGGAGUACAAAUUUAUGACCGAUGAUCAGGUGCGGCGCGAAGUUGGGCAAUCGAUCGGAAAGGCCAAUCGAAUGCUGCAGAUGCCUCCGGUGGUGGACGUGAUGCACGAGAACCCGAAGGUUCUGUCGAAGGAUGGAGCGCUGAAGGGAUUUUCGGAGACUAAGAUGAUCUUCACGGAUAUCAGUUUCGGGCUGAAGAACAGCAAACGAACUAUUGUGGAGCGCUUACCGGAUGGUACUCUGCAGGAAGCUGCCUAUGAGACUCGGAAACGCCUGAAUCAGAUUUACUUCCCAUUGAAGGGUCGUUACGUGCGAACACCGAAAAUGUUCGAGGCGGGUAACUUGAGGAAGAUCAUGGAGGCAAAGGAUUACGAGUUCGUGUUGGACAGAGCUUGCGUUCAGUUUGAACCUUACGAGAAGGAAUAUCACAAUUUAACCGCCACGGUUUAUCUACACGUGAAUGAAAACAAGGAAUUUGAUCUGCUGAGAUCGACGAGGCACUUCGGACCGAUGGUUUUCUUCCUGGCUUGGCACCGGUUGGUGGACGAUCUGCUGCUGGACAUGAUCAAACGGGACUAUUUGCGUAACGGAGUCGAGCUGAUGACCUUGUUUGCUUCCCUUCACGAGGGUGUCGAAGUUAAAGCGGAAACUUUCAAUCAACUGAAGCAGUUUGUACUCAGCUCUGAAGCACCCUUGUUCACGCCGGAAGACAAGAGCCCGGAAGAUCUGCAGCAAGAUGAGAAGUACCUCGGCGUUAUUGAGCAGUUUGUGACCGAGCAUUGCGGUAAGAAGGUGCAACUUAAUUUGGCAAUCGCGGCUUACCGGGAGAUGGCUCACGAGCGGCAACAGCUUGCAGAAGGAAUUCGUAAGAUGCACGGCGGCAGAUAGAAUAAUUCUGGUUUAAGAUAGAGCGUACACACCAUUAAAAUCCGAUCAACCUA
Aedes albopictus (Asian tiger mosquito) is the source of this 1298-nucleotide messenger RNA. RefSeq names its product small ribosomal subunit protein mS22 (gene mRpS22). Lineage: Eukaryota; Metazoa; Arthropoda; Insecta; Diptera; Culicidae. Bases 118 to 1245 code for a protein of 375 amino acids. The record is from RefSeq and is a predicted model, not a curated record. The transcript is spliced from 2 exons. Gene Ontology annotation, cellular component: mitochondrial small ribosomal subunit. Gene Ontology annotation, molecular function: structural constituent of ribosome.